This is a messenger RNA of Engraulis encrasicolus (European anchovy), 1062 nucleotides long. It is a transcript of the gene pigx, whose product is annotated as phosphatidylinositol glycan anchor biosynthesis, class X. The transcript has 7 exons. The record is from RefSeq and is a predicted model, not a curated record. The coding region runs from base 130 to 924 and encodes 264 amino acids. Gene Ontology annotation, biological process: GPI anchor biosynthetic process. Gene Ontology annotation, cellular component: endoplasmic reticulum membrane. Lineage: Eukaryota; Metazoa; Chordata; Actinopteri; Clupeiformes; Engraulidae.
GGUUAUGGGAAUGUUCUUUACGGAAGUUGUGUGUGAAAAUUCUUGUUUUUGAAAUGCAGUGGAGCUUUGCAUGAUAAGACCUGAAAUGUUACCCAACCUAUAAUACUACCUGGUUAAGAUCCCCGAUUGAUGCUCCGAAGGAAACGAAGCGACUUUGAAAUGGGCAUCAUCAUUUUACACAUAAUUACUGUAUGCCUAAUAUAUUGUUCAGGCAUUCGUGCGACGCAUCCAGGAGAAGGAGAUGAUUGCGACGUGCUAAAAAUGACACAGUUGUUUGGACGUUUUGAAGUAGCGGCGAACUUGACUAAAAAUGGAUUCCACAGAGAUCUUUCAUACACUGUCCAAUUUGAUACUCCUCUCUCCGGGGAAGUCGAGGCCGUUUUGAUUCAGAAUAUACCCAGUGGCAUGUAUAUGGACUUUUAUCAAUUGCAAUCCUUGAGGACAGAUUCUGGUUUACAUGUAUUACUCGAUUCAGAAGUGGAUCUAGAGGCACCAGCUUAUGAAUCGCCAGGAUUUCUUGCAUUCAUAUAUCCCCAACCUGAUCCUUCAGCUCCAGGGCAUCUCACUGCAACAGUGCCUGUUCAUGGCCGAUACCACAGGCCUGCUGAAUCGGGAGCAGGUGAAAUUGUGGAGCUCCAGCAUCCAAAGCUGCUUCUAAAGUCAGAUAACUGCAAAAUUGGCAAAGCACUUCAGUCAAGUCCCCCUCACAAGACGGUACAAGCCCCUUGUUCAGUACACAACCUGAGCAAUUGCACAUGGCUUGACAUUGAAAACUUACAGGCACCGGCAGUUAAACUGACAUUGCCAGUGGGGGACAAGUCUCUGACAUUCCUUGUGUGUGUAGGAACUCUGAUCAUCACGGUUCUUUGUAACCUUAUUCUUACUGUGGCCAUCUGGAAAAAUGCACUAUUUGACAUGCUUUAACGUUUUUUUUGGUUUCUUUCUUUUUUUGUUUUUGUGUUUUUGACAAAUGUCUUUAUCCAGACAUCUGGGAUAAUAGCCAUGAUGUGAUAUGCUGCUCAAUUUUUUAAAUUGAAAAUAAAGAAGUUUGAAAAUGAAAAA